Cylindrotheca closterium is the source of this 351-nucleotide messenger RNA. Lineage: Eukaryota; Bacillariophyta; Bacillariophyceae; Bacillariales; Bacillariaceae. The record is from the annotation of a GenBank genome assembly.
AUGAACAAUAAAUUCUCCCGUUUCCUUGUCAAUGUCCUUGGUAGAUGGGACUCCUUCAUACCAACGUGGGGCUGCUCGUUCGCCACUGCUUCGACGUUAUUUGUGGAGCCGGAGUUGGCACUUGUUCUUCAGCUUCCCACAUAUGAUCUUGUCUUGCUUGCUGGUUGCCGUGGGUCCGACAUAUUUAACUUGACAGUGGUCUGUUGUGAGAUGGACCCAAGCGUUGAGUGGGACCUCUCUUUCUUCGUCAUAAUCAAAACUCAGCUUGAUCUUCAGGUUCUGAAUCUUCUGGCUCGGUGUCGGGUGGUGGUCCUCGAGGAUUCCUUGAAGGGGCUCCGUCUGAAAGCGUAG